UUAAACCAAAGGUCACAUGAACAGAAUUACGAAACAGAAUUAUUAUAAAAAUUACGUGAUAGUUUUGUCGCAAUCUGUCUGAAAUAAAGCAAUUGGCAGGUACCAAUCGGCAGGUACCAAUUUCAGGCGCCUGAGCCCAUGCCACCAGGAGGGGGAGCAGUGGAGCAGUAACGGGUGCAUGGAUCCAGGACUGCGGAGCCAGGAGGAGGAGGAGAUUGUGGUGGGGCAGUUCAAGGAGGAGGUAAAUGUGGUGGUGGAGGAGGGCAUCAAGGAGGAGGUAGAUGAGGUGGUGGAGGAGGGCAUCAAGGAGGAGGUAGAUGAGGUGGUGGAGGAGGGCAUCAAGGAGGAGGUAGAUGAGGUGGUGGAGGAGGGCAUCAAGGAGGAGGUAGAUGAGAUGGUGGAGGAGGGCAUCAAGGAGGAAGUAGAUGAUGUGCAGGAGGAGGACAUCAAGGAGGAAGUAGAUGUUGUGCUGGAGGAGGGCAUCGAGGAGGUUUAUGAGAUGGUGGAUUGUGAUCUCACAGUAGAGCCCCUCCUCAUUCCGUUGGAACCACUAAUAUCCGACGUGUCCCUCCGUGACCCUCGCCACGCCCUCCAGGUGGACCUAACCCUGCCGCGCCCUGCCUUCGCUCUGGAUGUGCUGUGGUCCCCUGAAGACCUGGCCCCUGUUCCUCCCCUCCCCCAUCGACUCCCCGUCCCUUGCACCUCCCCCAAGCCCUGCGGGACUCAGAACACAGCCUUCCCUCCAGGACAACAACAACUCCCAGGAGGCAGCAGGAGAAAGCCUUGCUCUCUCUGGGAGCUCAGGAGGGAGUCAUGUCCAGGUGGUCACCCCCGGCUUUCACAACCUACCAGUCGCUGCGGUGGUACGGAUGACCCAACAUAACUCUGACGUACGACCAAAGCGACUGGCUGGACAAAUGAGGAGCAACAGCAGGAAUGUAGGCAGCAAUAAAACACUGAAAUACUUUUUUAAGAGUUUGGACCCGACUGCACCUCCGUUCGGACAGUUGAUGCCUUUAGAAAAUGACACUAGCACUUAAGGUUGUUUUUGCACCCAUGUUACUGUGAUACAUAUCAAACUAUGAACUGUCAGUAUUUUUCAGUUAACAGAUCAGAACAGUGAUAUGCAGAAAUGCAGAAGGAAACCAUUACAUAUGUUUCAUUUUAGGAUUUAACGUUUAAGAGCUUGUAAUUCUUUCUUCUGCAUUGGUGUGCAAUUAACACAUUUCUGUUUUUAAUAUCUGAAGAUGCAUACAUUUUUAAUAAACAUCCCCUAUAGACUAUCUACUUCAAGUUGAAAUAACGCAACCCAAAUGGAAAGGUGAAAGGUUUUAAUACAUUUUAUGACAUGGAAACUGUGACGACUGCACCCUCUGCAGCCACCUCCCCCUGCAUCAGACAGGCUCCAGCGAUCGACGUCACCGGUCUUCU
Messenger RNA from Esox lucius (northern pike), 1431 nucleotides. RefSeq lists its product as uncharacterized. The transcript has 2 exons. The record is from RefSeq and is a predicted model, not a curated record. NCBI's taxonomy places the organism in Eukaryota, Metazoa, Chordata, Actinopteri, Esociformes, Esocidae. The coding region runs from base 179 to 883 and encodes 234 amino acids.